Molecule: messenger RNA, 1796 nt
Organism: Anguilla anguilla (European eel)
Lineage: Eukaryota; Metazoa; Chordata; Actinopteri; Anguilliformes; Anguillidae
Product: protein shisa-3 homolog
Source: RefSeq, a predicted model, not a curated record
GCUCUUGCGUCCCCUAAUUACAUGAAUGCGCACGUCCAGGAAAUGGACAACGUGCGCGUCUCCAGGGCGCUCACGAACAAGCAACAUAUUUCAAAUGAAGUAGAAAAAGACCAGUUCACCAGCGCAUUGGGAACUUCGUGGCUACUUCCGAGACAAAACACCAUCUACUGUGCUCUUAUCUAUUACGCUUAUUUCGGAGCAAAGAAGGGGGAGCAAGAAGCAAUUAAAAAAAUUCUGGAUUAACAGGGAAGUUUUCCUUUUUAAACGCUCUUGUUCGACUCCGCAUCUGUCACUACACGCGCAAAUGCACUGUGUUUUUAACAGCAAUUUUUAAACUGUCAAAGUCUCGGGCGAAUUGCACUUAAUUUAAAAGGCAUUGUAACAGCCUCUGCAGUUGUCUAAAGCGUAACAUUUUUAAAAAAUAUAUCUGAUGUGAAAAAACUUGGAAAAAGUAGAACGUCUUGCGUAUGGCUACCGUUGAAUAUUUUUGUUAUUUUACAGAUUUAUGUCGAACUUGGAAAUGGGACAAAAUAUGAAUAAGUGUCUCUGACUUCAAAUGCAUUUAUUCCUGUAGAGGGUUCAUCGUUUAAAGGUAGAUUUCACAUAGGCUAGUAUAUUCCCUUGACCAUAAAAAAGCGUCUGAUGCGAAAGUAAAUGGACCAUUGCCCAAGUGUUUUUCAUCUCUAUUAGUUGUACAGAUUUACUGAAAAUAAAGAAGAAAGUGCGAGAAAGAAAAUACAGUAAAUAAACCUACAGCUGGAUCGUGUGGGGGGCAAGCAACGUUGCCGCAUCUCCCGGGAUGGUGCGUCUGUUAAACUGCCUCCUUCUCGGAUACUUAACAUGGAAUCUUCGGAUAUCAGACGCCCAGGGGGAGUACUGCCACGGCUGGCUAGACAGCAGUGGGAAUUACCACGAGGGUUUUCAGUGUCCGGAGGACUUCGAUACCAUGGACGCAACCGUAUGUUGUGGGACCUGCGCCCUACGAUACUGUUGCGCUGCCGUGGACGCACGGCUAGAUCAGGGCGGCUGUACUAAUGACAGGGAACUGGAGAACACCGAAUUUGCUGCACAGCCGGUCUAUGUGCCCUUCCUGAUGGUGGGCUCCAUCUUCGUGGCGUUUGUGGUGGUGGGCUCCCUGGUGGCGGUGUACUGCUGCACCUGCCUGCGGCCCAAGCAGCCGGCUCAGCCGCCCGCCCGCUUCUCCCUGCGCAGUUUCCAGGGCGAGACCAUCCCCAUGAUCCUGACGGCGGCCCCGCCCAGCCUGCGCUCCCCGUCCCGCCAGUCCAGCUCGGCCACCACCAGCUCCAGCUCUGCCGGCGGUGGCGGCGGCGGCGGCUCCGUGCGCCGCUUCUCCCUGGGACGGGCCGACCUGACGCAGGGGGCGGGGCCGCAGCAUGGCCUGGUUUCCGUUGCCCCCUCCUCCCCGCAGCCUGCCCUGUCCCCGAGCCUGCCGCCCCCCUACGCCUCCCCCCCGUGUGCCCAGGGCGUCCUCUCCCACCCGCACCCGCACCCGCACCCGCACCCCCAGGCCCUGCCCCACGGCCAGCUGCAGCUCCACCAGCCCCUCCAUCCCUCGCAAAGCCCUGCCUUCCUCCUCCCCCAAACGUACUUCCCCUUCCCCGUGCAGGCCGAGCCCUUCUCUGGAGCGAACAGCUUUGCGGAUUUUGGUCAGAGCUGACUAGGGGGAAAGGCCGUUGCGGAUUUUGGGCAGGGCUGACCAGGGUUCAGGGAAGGGUAGUGCUUGCACAUGGCCUCUUGGUGGGGGAUGGUGGUGCUUUCAGAAAAAAAAUAGUAAA